Vitrella brassicaformis is the source of this 2783-nucleotide messenger RNA. NCBI's taxonomy places the organism in Eukaryota, Vitrellaceae. The record is from the annotation of a GenBank genome assembly.
AUUUGUGAAGAGUUGCGACGUCCGUGUCGCUGCGUGUCGAUCGAAUACAUGCGAGCAGCAGCCAUCAACUCACCAAUCCGUCCAUCCGUCCACGCGAUCCAUGGGAUCCAUCCAUGUGUCCAUUUGUCUGUCUCUGAGGCUGUCGGCUGUCGUUUCCUUGACAUGCGCCCCUCCAGCCAGCCGCUAAGCCACAUACAAAAACAUACCCAGGUAUGGCUUUGCUAUCUAUCGCUCCUCUUCCCCACUAUCGCCCUGCAGGUGGCCGUCCACCGCCCCAUUCCCCUCUCCAGCGAUAUCGCUAUCGCCAUCGCUGUUGUCGUCGCCUACGUGGGUGGCCUGGUCAUCCCCACCGCCACCUGGGUGUACAGGGCCCACCUGAAUCACACCCGCCUCGAAUAAAGCUUCCAGCCGAUGAAGAUCGACGCGAGCGGGGAAACGGUUGAGGAGAAACAAAGAUGCCUAAAUGAAUCAAAAGACCACCCACACUGUGUGUCUGCGUCCCUUGUCGCCAUGGGCGCGUUGAUGGGCACCUGCGCUGCGAUGUUCAUGUCGUUGUGUGUCUGCAGCUCGACUAUCUUGUCCACACCGCCGGCCUGCAUGGACGAGGUUGAACGAUCACACAGCCAUUUGGCUCUGUGCGUGUGUCGGGCUGCAGUGUUCUUUCCUCUCGUUUGCUGUCCAAUUACCUGCUCCACUAGUGUGGAGUAGGGGUUGUCGGGGAGGCCCUCGUUGGCCUGCUUCUCACGACCCGCACUGCAUGGAUGACACACACAGGCAACACACGGUAUGUAAAGCGUUUGUGUGCACUUGGCUGGUCUCAUUUUACCUCAGUAUCUCCUUGAGGACUGCGAGAGUAGAUUGGAUGUUCCUGAGGUUCUCGGCGGCCUGGAGCAGGUCACAGAGAGGCUGGACGCCGCCGCACUCAACAACAUACUCGGUCUGCACAGAAUGGAAAGCGCUUUUGUGUGUGUGUGAUGUGUGUGUGUGUGAUAUGCAUCUCGGCCGCUACAAUACGCACCUGUUGCUGUGAUCCCAUAGCUAUGUUUCCGAUGGCCUGGGCUGCCAUCUCCUUUAGCCCCAGUGCGGCUUCCCCACUGGCCGCUGCCGCUGUGUCAACCAGCAAAGGCACCAGCCCACCAUCGAUGACCGCCUGUCGGUGAGGAGUAGUACUGCCUGUAUAACCUGAGCAGCAAGCCGGCACCACACACAUGACGUGCUUGAUGGGGUGGCUGUGAUAUGUGUGGCCGUUUUACCUCCAGUGAUGAACAAGACUAUGGCGCAUCCGACAGCUUUCACCUUCCACAAGUCGGCCGACUCGAGCAGUGCCUUCAUCGAUGCCACGGCACCACACUCGACCAACACGUCACGGUCAGCAUCGGUACCUAUAAGCGAAAUCACCGAUCAGAGGCAAUCAGGACAGACACAGCGAGCCAUGCAGCAGCAUUUGGUGGUGUGUCGUGUCCUGAUGUUUGGUGGCUGACCUUGAGCCGCGUCCAUACACAACCUCCCAAAAUCCGCCAAGGCCGCUAGUGCAGAUCGCACCACCGAUUCAUCCUGCUCAGGUGCGGCGACGAGGUUGGCCAGGAGGGGCACGAAGGGGGCCAACUCAGCCAGAGGGACAGGGAGGGGUGAAUUCUCGGACACACGCCACAAGUUGCCCAGCAGCUGGCAGCCCCAUUCCAGCACCGUGACGUUGCCGCUUCCACGCAUCGCCGUCAGCAACGGCUCCAGCACGCCGGCCACCAACACGGCGUCGCGACAAGUCGUCGAUGCGACCGUGAUGUUGUUCAGCGCCCCGAUGGCCGCUGUACGCCCAUCCUCAUCAGGGGACGACAGCAGCUGAAUGAGGGGCGGGAUCCCGCCCGCAUCGACGAUGGCCGGGGUCUGCUCCGAUGUGCCCGCGGCAAUGUUGCCGAGCGCCCAUAUGGCCUCGUUCCGCACAUCACCAUCAGAGGACGACAGCAGCUGCACGAGGGGCUGGACCGCACCAGCAUCGACCACCGCCGCAUGACGAACCGCCAGCAUGCCGAGGGUCUGUGCUGCUCGGGCCUGCACGUACGUGGCCUCGCACCUCAGCAGAUCCACCAACACAGCCACCAGGCCAUCAGUGUUGACAGCCUUCUGCUCGAUGGUUCCCUCCAGGUGCUUGAUGGACAGCAGGCGGAUCAGCUGAAAUAUGGCCUCGCUCCGAAGCUGGGGAUCACUGGCCGACGCCAUUAGGUGGCAGAUGUCGGACAGGGCGGCUGUGAUCUCGUUUUCGACGGCGUCCAAUCCUCGCUCCUGCACCGCCUGAUCGUAGGCCUCCUUGGUGGAGAUGGCAUCGAAGAGCUUGCCCGCCUUGGCCAGCACUGCUUGGGGUGAGGGAUUGUCAGCCGUGGACUCCAUUGCCUCACAGCUGCGAAGCCCAACACAUACACACACGUGCAGAAUGGUUCGUGUCUGCUCUCCUUCAUCUUUCUGACCUGGUCAGUGCUCGUCUUCCCUUGACUUCGCUGCCGCCCUACUCUUCGGUGCAGAUCUCACAGCUCACACCUGCAGAAUGAAUGACACCACGAAGUGUGAUAGACCUGGGCUGCCCGUGGAUGCCUUCUGGUCCUCGCUCAUGGCUGCUCACUCACCGACAGAGAUCUCCUCCGCAGCGCGCGAGAUGGAUGGAUGCGGCCCGGCAGCAGGCUGGGCACUCAACGCCAAAAGAGAAUGGAACAGGCGGCUAAGGUCUGGCGGCUCACGAGAACGUCGUGGUUUUUCUCGUCUUCAUAGCCGGCAUCCAUUCCGGCUCGCAU